This is a messenger RNA of Porites lobata, 13911 nucleotides long. The record is from the annotation of a GenBank genome assembly. Lineage: Eukaryota; Metazoa; Cnidaria; Anthozoa; Scleractinia; Poritidae.
GUAUUCGACCAAGCCUGUUUCGGAAGACUCGGAAGGAAGUCUGGAUCCGACAAACGACAAGAAUCUGAAGAUACUUUAUAUUCAAACACUUUUGCGCCUUUUUACGUCGGAAGCGCCGAUUCUCGAUCUGUGCCAGUUUAGAUAAAGCACCAUGAGUAUAAGUAGUAGAACUUCUCGUGGAAUCGUAAGCAAAACUGCAGUUUCCUCAGAAGCUCACAAAGGUAUUGUGAUUUUUUAUUCACUCGCUGUCACACUUGAGUUGUAUGAUUUCAGACCUCCUGAGAGACAGGAGGCGAAGCGAUCACCGCUAGUUCAGUUACGAUUUAUAACCGGGGCUAAAAUUUCUAAGUUUUAAAUUAAUUUAAACACUAACUCUUUUUUCUUUAUUUCCAUAACUGACGGAUUUUGGGCAACGUUCUAUUCACCUAAAGACCCGGUAAGUUCGAGUUCCAAUUUUUGUGUGUAUCCAUGUGAUGAUUUCGUGCACUGCACACUGAGCACAGCCUUUGGCUUGUUGUGUUCUUGUCUUAAACGAUGAAUUUAGCUUAAAUACCCUACCCUUAACUCUUGAUGUAGAGAGUACACGAGGCUAACAAUCUUCCUUAUUUGUGAAGUUGCUGAGAAAUCCUGCGAUCAAUGAUGUGUUCAUUUGUACAGCUGUAAAAAUCGCGAACUUUCGGUCAUUUUGUUUUGCAUUCGAAUUUUCCAAAUUUUCAUUCAUGUCACUCAACGCGAUUGAGAAUUCAGUGCUUUUAUCACGAAAGUUUUAAAGAUGUUUGAAACCCUAAGUUUGAACUAAUUCUUUGUAUGCGUGGUCGAUUUGACUUUUUUCCCGCGAUUACGUUAAUUCAGUGAAAUGGGAAGUUGAUAUUUGCAUUUCAGAUAAAUUUUCCUCCUAUAUAAUCUGCGAUCGGAAUUCAAUUACAUCCGCACUGCGUCAAGUAUGGACCUUGCGGUUGGAUUUUAAUCCUAUUAAAGAGUCCUUUUGUAAAAGCACUUUUUUAUCCGAUGUCAUUCAUUGUAUAGUUGACCACUCUGACGCAGAAUUUGCACUGAAAAAAAAAUUCAUUCUGUUCUAAUUAUUGGAGAUCGACGAAAUAAGUAGCCACCUUGUUAACUGCGGAUGUUUUUUUUUUGGGGGGGGGAGGGUCGAAAAGUAGUUGGAGGUGUGUGCCGUUAUGCCUUUAGUUCGUUGAACCCUCUUUGUAACAAAAACAGCUAUUGCCAGAGUAUUUUAUCCAUUGCAGUUUCAAAAAUAAUUAUAUUAGACAUAAGGGUUGUGCCAAUUAUUCUAUUCUUUCUAUUCUAGAUACCCAACCUAUCACUGACCUUGUCACUGAACCCCCCCACUUAAGACACAGCAAUAAUAUUAUUUCAUUGGUGAGCCUCAAGGGGCAGUAGAAUUUAUAGCAGCAAUAUCAAUUAUUAUAUUGCUUUUCCAAAAUUCCACAUUUCUUUUGUUACCAUGUUUUGUUAGAAUAAAUUGGUAUAAACUUGCUUAAAACACAGACACUGGUGCAAAUUUUGCUUCACUUGUAAUCUGAUUACACACUGAUUUGAGUGUCCCUUAUUGCUAUUAAUUGGUGACUUUGCUUACUAAAUGUUAAUAACACCAUAAUACUACUUACCGGUAAUUAAAUUAGCCAAAAAAUUCCCAGUGAAAGUUUUCUCUGAGGCCAGAGGAAUUAUUGUUACUAUGCAUGGUAUGUUUUAAAAUGUAAAAAUCAUUUCCCUUUUAAGGUGGACGUCUCUAACUUAAAUUCAUAUGCAUGUUUUCAAGGUGCCUUACCUGAACAAGCUAUUUUUAUACUUGAUUUCACUUAUUUUUAUUGCUGAAUAUGACCAAUAGAUUGUACUCUCAAAUGAAUCCAGUUUUGAAAAUGGCAUGGUACAACCAGUCUUGUUAAAACCUAAACAGUGGCAAAUGUAAUGUUUUUGUUGGUAGUCACAAAUAAGGUGCUUCCUAUAACCUCAACCUGUCGAUAACUUAAGGUUUCUGUAUAUAUUUGCUGUUUUGUUUGUUUUGAUUAAAAAUGAUUAACAAGUUAUACAUAAAAUAUUAUAAAGUACUGUCAAAGAUGUUGCAACCAAGAUUAAUUUACCAAAGUGCAACUGUUAUAUUUAUCCAAAAUGAGAUUUAUUGUUUUGCAUUACAAUGUUAUUUGCAAAUGCCUCUCUAGCAAUGAGCUUGCCUCAAUUGACAUGCAUAGAAGAUACAAGGUCACGUUGUGGCAUAUUUUCUGUUCUCUUCACAGGAACCUGGUUAUGUUGGUUUUGCUAACCUCCCUAACCAAGUCCAUAGAAAAUCUGUGAAGAAAGGGUUUGAGUUUACCCUUAUGGUUGUUGGUAAGUGCUGUGCAAUUAACAAUCUCAAAUUAACUUAUUAUUGUUAUAUGGCAUAAAACUCUCACCUGUCUAAAGUGACUAUAGCUUUUGACUUGAAUGAUCAAAGGACUUGUAACACACGCAUCUGGCUGGAUAUAAAUGAUUAAGGUGUGUGAGGAAUAAGUUUUGCUUGGAGUGGUGAUAGUCCAUCAGGAAACCUGUUGUUUUUGAUACAUGUUGUUUCGAUACAAACUCAACCAGUAAACUGCACAAUACAUCUGUAUUUUCAAUCACUUACUGGUCCAUUAUAGAAUAGGCUAUUGAGGGAACUUUGAUUGAUACUUUUUGAUAAACCUAAUUAAGACCAGGCUAUUCCUUUCUUGCGGCAAACAAUUGCAAGAUCUCUUAUCACUGACCUUUUUUAGUUUGAAUGUCUUUUGUUACUGAUGCAUGAUAAUAUUAUUAUCAAACCAUUACAAGAAACUUGUUUUCCCUUUCAUUUGAAAACUUAAAUUGUCAAACAGAUGAGUUUUGACCCUGCAGUAUACUUAAUACAAUCUAAAUGGUCCUUCACCUCUAAUAAUAUCGAUAAUUUUUUUAAAUAACUGAUUUUUAUAACCGAUUUUUUGCUAUUCCAGGUGAGUCUGGUUUGGGAAAGUCAACCCUUGUAGAUAGCUUGUUUCUUACUGACUUAUAUGAUGAGACAGCAAUUCCUAAAGCAGUUGGUAUGUAUAAAUAACUUGUGAGUGUAAAACCUAAUCAUUGGUGGAACUAGGGAGGGGCCCAAGGUCAGGACCCCUUUGUCUGACAGACCCAAAAUGAGGCCUACAGAGCCAAUGUGCCAACUGAAGAUAACCCGGUUUUGGCUAAAGAGCUGCCUAUCUCCCUUUAUUUAAAAUGUCUGACACCUUUAACCCUUCCACCUCAACUUAUCUUUUUUUUUUAAAAUAGUCUGGUUUUCCUUUGAUGGCAAACUAGAGUGGGAUUGAAAUAUUCGUAAGGGUGGGCUGGGAAAGCUAGGAGGUCUUCAACUGAUACUAAGACUUGUUAAUUGUACCAAAGUGUGUGAUGACCUUCUUUGGGAGAUUAGAUAAAUAAGUUCCCCCUCCCCCCAACUCAAGAUGUAUACCUCCUUGUACAGGCACACUUGUUUUAUCCUUAAUUAGUACUGCCUAGUGAUUCUGGUAAUUAUGUACCUCAAGGUCUAAGUACCUCUAGCCUCAAGGGAAAGAUGAAGUCCUGAUUCAGUUCUAACCGGUUAUAUAUUCUGGGUAGGAUGAUGAGGGUGUGGAAAAUGAUUGUUUUAUUGUUUGGGUUUGUAGAUCGUAUUCACCAGACAGUUCAAAUUGAAACCAACACUGUAGAAAUUGAAGAGAAAGGUAUCAGGUUAAGAUUAACAGUGGUAGACACUCCAGGAUUUGCUGAUGCUGUAGACAAUACAGAUUGGUAAGACUCCUCUAAAUCUGAUACUUGCAUACUGUAAACUGCCGCUUAUAAGCCUCCACUUAUAAUCCCUCUCAAUUAUCGGCCCCUCUACCUGUAAAUAUAAACAUCCGAUUAACAGCCCCCCCGCCCCCCGCUCCCCUUUGAUAUAAGCCCCCAUCUAGCUUGUAUUGAAGGUAAAUGGAUUUAUUGUGACAUCUCGAAGCUUAAUAAAUUAAAAACCAGUGAAUAAAAAACAUAUCUUAAUCAGCACUGCUACAGCUUGUUAAUCAAAGUGCUUUUCUGGUCCGGUUAUAAUCCCCACCCCUCAUGAAGACAUAUAAGCCCAGGGCUUAUGAGCAUCAAUUUAUUUUUUUUUUUCACUAGUGAAGAAAUUUGAAAAUUUAGAUAUCAUUUAAGGAGUGUGCACUGUAGCAUGUCUUGCUUGAUGAAUUUGUAUUUAAAGGUACUAUAUGUAGCUGUUAGAAAUUGGAACACCUUUCCCAAGAUUGAUGUAGGAAUAAGGUUAUAUAUACUUACAUUUAAAGCCACGAAUUGGUGACAAAUAAGGAUGUUUUUUUUUUCUUGUACUGUAUAGUUGGCAAGCUGUAACUAACUACAUUGACCAACAGUACGAGACUUACCUGCAAGAUGAAUCAGGCCUUAAUCGACGGCACAUAGUAGACAACAGAGUUCACUGCUGUCUAUAUUUUAUAUGUCCACAUGGUCAUGGGUUAGUAUUUGCAUUUGUUGUAGAUUUUUAAAGUUGGAUAGCAGAUUUUGCUAGUCAUGUAGAGUGUGUACUUCUGCAUUUGUUGUCUCUUUUUCGUGGACAGUCACCAUUACUUCUCAAACUCAUUAAUAAUUCAUAAAGAAAAUUCAAAGGAAAUUAAUGUGUAAUGAGUGUUUGGAUAUCAGAUGAAAAACUGCUCAUUUUGCAUCCAAUUUCAUUUGUUUCAAACAUCAUCAUCAACUUAAAAAUACUCGCUGUGAUCUCAUCCACUCGGUGUUUCAUCUGGUGAUGAAACACUCAGAAUAUUACAAUCAUCACUUCCAAUUAUCAUUUUCUCAUCCACAAGAAUCAGAAUCAUCAUUAUCAGUUUGAUAUUACCCAUCAUCAUUAUUAUUACCCGUGACUCCCAUACUCCACCUUCCAUCACUGUGACGUUCACUGCCAUGGUCAUAAAUCACCCCAUAAUGGUUAUCUCGACCUUCAACAUCAUCACUGUUAUCAACUUCAUCAUCAUCAUCAUCAUCGUUAUCACCUUCACCAUGCCUUCAGAGAAUCAUAAACUAACCCUUCUCCAGAUUUUUGCAAAACAGAUUAUUAAUAACAAAUUAUUGUCCUGCUGAGCCUGACUGGCAAAAAAAUACAUUAAAAAAAUAAAACAUUCAAACCCACAACCGUCACCUUGGGGAUGGAGGAAAGUGGCCAUAGUAUAGAUGGUCAGAACAUGAGUGAAUGUACCCUUUGUAGGUAAAAUCCUUUUUUGUGAGGUUAAACCAGAAUUUCCAUUGUCUCCUCUGAAAAAUCGGGGCUAUCAAACAAAUCCUGAACCAAACUAGGUUGAAUUGUAUUUUAACCUAAGAGUGGAUUUUACCUACAACAUAAUCCAUAAGGGCAAACAAAAGUGGGCAUUAUCGAUAUGUGGGGUUUAGCAGAGAUUCCAUUUUGAUAAAAGAAAAAGAACAGAAACAAACAUAGAUCUCCUUGGGUCUCUGUUUUUCUAGUACUUUUUGCUCCUUACCAUUCAAGCUCUUAAGAAAGUUUUAUCUCGUUGGUACUAAUAUUAUUGCUGUCAUUUGUGUUUUGUCCUUUUUCUCAGCUUAAAACCUAUAGACAUCAUGUUUAUGAGAAUGUUACACACCAAGGUUAACAUAGUUCCUGUUAUAGCCAAAGCUGAUUGUUUAACAAAAUUCGAAAUGCAAAGACUUAAAAGAAAGGUCAGAGAAUGGUCAACUUUAUUUUUCAUAUGGUAAUAUUAUUGUCAAAGCCCUCACAUGUUCAUCCCAAUAUUAACUAACACUUCCAGUAAGACUUCCUUUGCAAUUAGUUGUAGCACAGGUACCUUAGGAUUAAAAUGAUAAUUUGAGUGUCACGAAGUAAUUUGUGCAGCAGGAGUUUUUUUGAGAACUAAUCUAUUUUAAAUGGGAUACAAACUGAGGGAGGAAAUAACAUCUAUUAAAGAAGUCCUUACGUUGCAUACAUGGUUCAUCCCUGCUGUAACUUUCAUGUAUCUGGGGGUGAUCAGAGACACUUGAGACGGCUAUUUUUUUCAAUAUUGUUCCCGAAGCUUGGGGUACCUGUGGUGGUGAAAGCCAACAAGUUAAAAAAGACAGUCCUUUUAAAAAUUGCUCAAGAAACGCAAGUGCUUCCCUAAAAUAUUAUUUUUCCAUGGCGCCACCUUACAAGACAUUAAAGACAUAAUUUUCAUGCACAGACUUCUAAGCUACAACCAGUUACAAAACACUCCGAAGAAAAACCGGCCUUUUUUCCUUCAAUUCGCUGCUAUUCAGGCCGUUUAAGCCAAAAUAAGGUAGAGUGUCUCAAGUAUUUUUGCAACUGGUUGUAGCAAGCUACCUUUAACCCCAGCUUACAUCAUCUCAAGAAAGUUCCAGCCGGGGGUUUACGUUAUGCAAAGACGUUUUUGAGCGUUGCACGUCAACCGGAAUUGAACUGUAUCCAUGUAGUUGCUUUUCCCUAAUUUUCGGUCAUAUCGCUUUUAUGAGACUAUAGACGCUUAGCAAUACAAAUUUGGAAGUGUUGUGGAAAAUUGAAAGAGAAACGGGUUCACUUCCGGUUGAUGUGCUUCACCUAAGAAACGCCUUUGCUUUCGCUCCUUUAUGUCGCGUAAAGGGCUAUAUGCUAAGUUCAAAAUUGUGACUCUUUUGUUACCAGGUCCUAGACGAAAUUGACGAACAUGGUAUCAAGAUUUACUCAUUUCCAGAUUGUGACAGCGAAGAUGAUGAGGAAUUUGUUGAGAUAAACCAGGAAUUGAAGGUAGAAUUCCAGUAUUCCCUUUAUCUAAAAGUUCAGCAAAUCGAAAUUACUAUACCUCUAGAGAAGUGAAGAAUUAAUACUUGACUGAAACGAUGCUCUAAGUCAAGAAAUGACCCACAAAAAACAUUUCAUAUGCGUGUCCCAUGCGUGCGGCUUUCGUCAUAAGACGAAUAACUUUGCCCAAUACAGAAUUUAUUUAGGCCUGAAUUAAAACCAAACAAACUCUUUCUUUUCAAAUAAGCAACCAUUUGAGUGUCAGGUUGCAACAUCACACAAGAAGCUUCAACUGGCUUUUACCUGGAUUGUCAAAGGCAAACUUGACUUUCGCCUUUAAAGUCAACAAAUAAUAUGAGAGUUGCAAUAAUUUUUUUGCCCUUAUUGAUUCUUAAAACUUUAUAACUUACUUGUAUAUGUUCAGUUUUCUUUAUAAAGAACGCCGGUGGGCAUACGAUUUCCUGGCAAAAAAAACUGCAGUCUGAGAGACUUUUUCCCGCCAAAAACGCGGCGUGCAAAUUGAAUGUGACCUUUGAAAUGGGCCCUUUGCAGUCCCCUUUGCACGAGACGGUCACAUGAUACAAAAAUCACCUUGCUGGAUGGCAAAUGGCGCAGUGGGACCUUUAAAAGAAAGGUUGUGAGCUUUUUGAAUGAGGCUAUCUCUUUGUUUUUUUUGCCCCUCUGCGUCGUUUGCCAUUCAGCAAGGUGUUUUUUUGUAUCAUGUGACCGUAUCAUGCAAAGAGCCCAUUGGUUACAUGGAAAGUGGAAGAGAAAACGUCACUAUUCAGUUAGCAGGUCAAAUCUCUUAUAGUCUCUGCUCUAUGUCUGUUCAUAUCUUUUUGCAGGGUAGUAUUCCUUUUGCUGUGAUAGGCAGUAACACAAUAACGGACGUCCGAGGCAAGCAAGUACGAGUUAGGCAGUACCCCUGGGGAAUGGCAGAAGGUUUGUUAAUUUAGUCCCACUCAAUCUCCAGGAACUCUUACAUUAAGUUAUUUCGUUCUAAAUGACAGUUUUUAGAAUACCCUAGAGCAUUUCCAGAGAGAAUUUGCAAACUUUGUCAAUAUUGUUUAUAAACGCAGACUCGUUUUUAAGUUUAUAACAGGGAGCUUAAUCAAAGGCGUUUUUGAGGGACACACGUCAAAGGGAAGUGGACUUUUUGCAGUCUUAGGUUGUGGUUUUGCGCAGCAAAUUGUCGCUGUAAGAGUGAAAACACUUCACAGUUAGUAUAGUCUCCCUCGCAGCCGUUUCUUGGAUGUCACGUAACGCUCCCCCAAAAGAAGCGUUGGGGGAGCGUUGAGUGACAUCCAAAAAACGGCUGCGAGGGAGACUACAGUUAGUAGCGUCAUUGCAUAUUAAAAGCAGGGAAAAAGCCCCACUUCCAGUUGUCACGCGUCACUCAAAAACGCCCCUGCGUAAGCUUCCUAUUGUGUCCCCACCAUGACAGUAGCCAGUGCGAUCGUGCGUGCGCUUGUCUAUUGACAGGUAUGGCAACUUGAGACUGGGUCGGUGUUGUGUUGAACUGCACUUUGUGACUGUUUUUGGGGUGAAUUUAAUAGAACUACUCGUGGUAUAGCCUGAGAAAACAGCCGACAUUUCGCGACGCCACCAAUGGUUUCCCCGCGAAAUGACGUCUGAAAAACGAGCGCAGAAAUUCCAUACUGAUGACGCGUCACUACCCAGAUCUGGGUAGUGCUUCUAAUACUAUUGGUUGUAAAUUUGCUUCACCCAAUCAGAAGCACUACCCAGAUCUGGGUAGUGACGCGUCAUCAGUAUGGAAUUUCAGUGCUCGUUUCUUAGACUUAAUUUCGCGGGGAAACCAGUGGUGGCGUCGCGAAUUGUCGGCUGUUUUCUCAGGCUGCUCGUAGGAGACAAUGGAAAAUGUGCUCGGGUCCCCAAAACAGUCCCAUCUCCCAUAGGACAAAAUGACACAACAGCAUCCCAGUCACACGCGUAACCAGAAAAGGGGCAUUGGGCAGGAACUAUAAUAACGUGCUUGUAACUUGUGUUAAUUUGCAGUUGAAAACCCCGAGCACUGUGACUUUAUCAAGCUUAGAAACAUGUUGAUCAGGUGAGAAAGAGAGACCUUUCAUUUCUUUACGCUUGCAACUAAUUGAAAGUUACCGCACAAACUGCGAUUUUCUUUGCGAUGCUCUAUACUUGAAAGAUAAAUUAAUCAAGUGACGCUGCUAUGUUUGUUGUUUCACUCCAACAUGACGACGGAGUAGUGUUGUUAGGUUCGUGAUCUUGAAUACAAUUUUGUUGGUUGAUCUGCUUGUGAACUCUCCCGUUAUGUUGUGCUUUUCCAAACUCUUGCCAACGUCCAACGUCUUUAUCGGGUGUCGAUUCUGAGAUUGAACAUGUUUGAUUCCUCCAGACGCCGUCGUGUAACGAAGGGUCGAUUGUAUGAUGAACUUAAGUCGUGUUUUUUCAAAAAAUUAUUUCACUACAGUUAAUUGGGAUGUACCAAACGGCUCCUUGUUUAGGGAUAGGUGCAAAUGAAACCGCGCCCAAUUAUUCUUCAGUUCCUUCCCCUUUCUAUCCAUUCACUGGUAUUCCUGUUCAAGAGAAAAGGAAUAUUAUAUCUCAUUGUGCAUUCUUCUCGUGUCGUUAUGCUAAGAGUAAAUCUCACCGAUUUCGUUUUCAGAACACACAUGCAGGAUUUGAAAGAUGUCACACAAGAAGUGCAUUAUGAAAAUUACAGAGCGGAGCGUUUGUCGCGACAAGGGCAAGGGCCCCCCUCACCUCGUAAAACUAUAGAGGCAAUGUAUGUAAACCGUUUUCCAUAACAUGUCCUUUAUAUUUAAUCGAGGCCCGGUGGCAACUUUAGAUCCGUGAAAAAUGAAUGAUCUUUUCAAAUUUCUUGUUUUAGGAAACGCAAAACUGGAAGUUUUGAGCCGGAACAGGUGGAUGCAGGCAAUAUUUCAGAAAAGGAUCGAAUGUUAAAAGAAAAGGAAGCCGAGGUAUUUAGCAACUUGAUAUACUGUUUCACCCAAUGUAAGGGAAUCUUAGACUGUCUUGGAUUCUGCAUUCCACGCAAGGGAUUCCCGGAAUUAGCCUGCGAAAACAUCCGUUUCUCCUCGCUCUUCGCCGCUGGGGACUGCGACUCAGUGGCAAAAAUUCCAUACUGAUGACGCAAAUCAAUGUUUACAUAAUAAAUCCGGUAGUCAUGGGGUUCCAAAUACAAAUUUGUAAAAUUUAACAUGUCUUCUGGUCGAUUUUGGUAAAUUUUUGUGUUCAUCUGCCAACGAGCUCCAGCAAAACUCAAAUGCUUCUUCUAGAGAAGAGUAUAUUCAACAAAUAUUGACUGCUAGAGAUUCUUCGCGUUUACAUUUGACCUCUGUGGCCUUGUGUCUUUUGUCUGUCAUUUGUAAACAAUAGCUAAAACAAUGUAACUACUCCGUUGACCAAUCAGCGCUUCUGACCAGAUUCCGGACAGAUUUUACGUCAUCAGUAUGGAAUUUUUGUCGCUGAGUCGCAGACGUUCCUCCUCGCGAAACGUCCCCAGCGGCGAAGAGCGAGGAGAAACGGAUGUUUUCGCAGGCUAUCCCGGAAUUCAAGUACCGUUUUCCGGAUUCCAAUCCUUAGUGGGAUUCCAGAUUCCUUGAGCUGUAUUCCAGAUUGCCUUAUAUGGGGGAAUUGUUUACCCUAGAGGAUGGAAUGUAAAUCCCAAACUUGGUAGUAUAUUUUCCUUCCUCUCCAAAAAUUCCCCUCUGAACUUAUGUUUUCCAAGAGCAGACGUUUUUGAUCCCCUGGGGAACAACAGACGCGAAAGUUUUUGAUGUUGCGAAAGUUCAAGAUUUUGACUCCACUACACAACAUCAACAGACAAAACGUAAUGGCAAAUAAGUUUAUUUUGGGACGGCUUGGCGAGAACCAACCCUACAAAGUAUUUAUGUAAAUAGGUGAAUACUGGUGAAUACCUAAUGUACAACACUUGUAAACUAGCUUUCACAAAAAGAUAAAACUCGUGCGACAAAUAGUCGCUCUUGACCUGAAUCUCCCAUUUAAGCAGGCAGGCUUAGUGCCAGGUAGGCUGCCAGUCAUUCUGGGGAAACUAAUUAAUAAAACUCAGACAACGCAUAACUGGCACACGGAACACGGUAGUAGCACAGAGCCUAAACAAAAAGAAAAAACUCCUCACAACUGGUCGAUCUCGACCUGAAUCCCCCAAAUAAGCACACAGGCUUAGUGCCAGUUAGGCUGCCAGUUAGGCUGGGGAAACUAAUUAAUAAAACUCAGACAACGCAUAACUGGCACGAGGAACACGGUAGGAGCACAGAGGCUAAGCAAAAAGAAAAAACUGCUACAACUGAUCGAUCUCGACCUGGAUCCCCCAAAUAAGCAGACAGGCUUAGUGCCAGUUAGGCUGCCAGUUAGGCUGGAGAAACUAAUUAAUAAAACUCAGACAACGCAUAACUGGCACGAGGAACACGGUAGGAGCACAGAGGCUAAGCAAAAAGAAAAAACUGCUACAACUGGUCGAUCUCGACCUGAAUCCCCCAAAUAAGCAGACAGGCUUAGUGCCAGUUAGGCUGCCAGUAAGGCUGGAGAAACUAAUCAAUAAAACUCAGACAACGCAUAACUGGCACGAGGAACACGGUAGGAGCACAGAGGCUAAGCAAAAAGAAAAAACUGCUACAACUGGUCGAUCUCGACCUGAAUCCCCCAAAUAAGCACGCAGGCUUAGUGCCAGUUAGGCCGGGGAAAUUUAAUAAAACUGUGAUCAACGUAUAACUGGGACCGGGAACACUUCAGGAGCACAGAGGCUGAGUGCCAGGAAAACUGGGAAUUAUCUCCACUAAUGUACCCAACAAGGCACGUAGCCCAAUAACCAGUAAGACUGCCAUAAAAUGCUAGGGCGGGACAUUGAGGGUAAACAAUGAAUAACGACCCUGGCUAGAGGUCUGUAACAUUGCCUGCAACCUAACUGCGUCAAACGAGACUUACGUCGCCUCCUAAAGAGCGGUUCCGGGACAGCUGACCUAAGCAUACAUGGAAACUAAAUAUAUCAAGUAAAGGAGCAGGUGCAAAACUGAGAUAACUAGUGUACAAGUACAUAAAAUAAGAAACGGGAAAAAGGCUGAAAACUAGCAGAGCUGAGCUACCGCUUACAAACUGAAGUAAAUGCGGUCAGACGGAGGCCAGAAAAAACCUGCCCAAAAAAACCCCGAAGGGAAAAAAUGCGGCAGGAAAUCUGGGUAGGAACCAAGGCUCAAGCUCAAAGCCCUUCCUACGGGACUUUACAAUGUAAUCGAGAAUAUGUUGCUCCUAAAAAUAAAUAAAACAAAAAUUUAAGAAAAACCAAGGAGAGGUUGGUUCGUAAGCCUAGAUGACGAACACGUGAUAUACGCAGCCUUCGAUAUGGCUACCCAUGGUGCACCCGGCCUAGUACCCAGGCCCUGUUGUAUCUCGUGCCGUCAAAAUAUUUAUUUCUGCCUUCUUCGCGGGCUCAUUCGUCAGAAAUAACAUUUUUGUAGGUUAUAUAUCGCGGGUGCCUCCCAAGGGGUUUUGAGCGUUCCAAUUUUUGACGCCUUUCAUCUGAUCAGGAAACAAAAAAAACAUUUCUUUUCAACUAAUUAGCAGCUGAACUAAAAACAGGAUUUGGCGCCAUAUCUGGCGGGCCCGUGGUUUAUUUCAGCGAAUGGAAUUUGUUCCUUCGAGAAAUGUGAGUUCUUGGAAAAUGUUGGACAAAAUUACUUGGCAGUAGCUUCCUUGAGUUAAACUUCCAUUUUAUUUCUCUUUCAGUUGCGACGAAUGCAAGAAAUGGUACUUCAAAUGCAGAAAGAGAUGGCAAAACAAAAAGCAGUAGGCCAUGAUGAAAAAAUGUAAUGCCUCUACUGUAUUCAGGAACCAGCCUAGUAUAUAAUUAUAAUGUAGUGAAGUACACAAAUUGCUGAAUUUGCGCGAUGUGUAAAGGCUGUCGUCGAGCGUUUGCUUUAUCAUUUUGGCCUUCAUUCUGCUCCUUUCCUGGUUUACAGAUCUCUUUUGACAGCCUGCAAAAUUGAAAUCAUAUAUGACCCUAGACUGCGUCGCAGCGCUGGCCUUUUGAAUAGACUUUUGACUUCGUCGCUCGCUCGGGCGGCUUCGCAACCUGAAAAGCUCGCUUUACUCCCUUUACUGCUUUUUCUACGGUGGAACUCGUGAGGACGUCUUGUGGAAAGUCUAGAGUUUAAAGGAGGAGGAAACCGCCUGGUUAUCUGCCACUCAGUCUAAUAUGACCUACGCUUGUUUUCUUUUAUUGCAAUGUAUCUUCCCUUUCGUGUUGGCUGUGCUACAGUCAGACCAACCUCGUUCCCAGGGUUGUCUCCUAGGGGUUACAGUCAGACCACCCUAGUUCUCUAUUAGUCAGGGGCACCCAACGACAGUUUCCUCCUAAAUGCAUUAACAACACUUUUUAGGCUAUCGAGAGUAUUUUUAGAUGUCUAGAAAUGCGUUCUACGCGGCACUAUAGAAUUUGCAUCUGUUCGGUCAUCCUAGGGGAACUUGAAUCUAUUCGAAAUUACAAGGGCUUCAGUGUUAUUUUUCCGAAAAAUUUAGAUGCAAUUUGACGUAUUACGAAAGUGAGACAUUUUCUGAUUUCUCUCUCUAUCGCAUUUUUGGGUACGAUAAUUUUAGGUUUCCUUUUCUCUACGAAAAAUAGCCUAACCUGGGAAGUGAAAUGUGAAAAUUAAACUGCCGAAAAUCGAAGGGAAUUUAUUAGAUAAGCUUCGAAAAUUGUACAUGAGUGGAAGGGUCAUCUAGAAAAUAUAUUAGCCGUCCUCAAGUAAUAGAAAAUUCUAGUCAAUAUUUGCUUCUCCGAACAGAUAUUUUACAGAACACAGCCCGAGUCGUUAGGUGCCCUUGAUUAGUUAAUAUUAUUAGCAACCGCCAAAGGACCUUCACACCCAUAGGGAACCGUUGAUUGCCUUGUGACGGUGAAAUGGAAUCUUGCAAUAGUACAGUAAAGAGAGAAAUCAGUACCGGAAACCCUUUGGCUAUAUCUUAUGGUUUGUAAUAAAAAUGAAGGCGAUUCUGGGGAAAUUAUCAAACGAAUUUCAGAGGUUUCAAGACUUCCACAAACCUCUUAUAUAUAGAAAUAUAUACAACAAUUAGUCAUCAAGGCAAAGCUAUUUGGCUUAUAUUCGAUUCCAGAGUUAUUUUAUAUUUAAGGCGGUACUCGAUGCAAACCU